This is a messenger RNA of Zea mays, 2560 nucleotides long. RefSeq names its product protein kinase superfamily protein. Lineage: Eukaryota; Viridiplantae; Streptophyta; Magnoliopsida; Poales; Poaceae. The record is from RefSeq and is a predicted model, not a curated record. Gene Ontology annotation, molecular function: protein kinase activity; ATP binding. The coding region runs from base 705 to 2090 and encodes 461 amino acids. Gene Ontology annotation, biological process: cell surface receptor signaling pathway; protein phosphorylation. The transcript has 9 exons.
UAAGAUAACAUAAGAGAAACUGUUUGCUAAACAAAUUGCAAAAUAGCUAGCCGAAGCUCCGAGUCGGUCAAUCUAUUUCCACCAGUCCCCAUCCAGUACAGGCCAGCACUGCCGCUGCCGUGUCGCCACCGGCCCCCGGCUGGCUCUCCAGCGACUCCGUCGGCGGCUUGCCUUCCCGCGCCGCGCCGGGCCCGGAUCGCUCGCCCUUUCCGACUGUCCUGCUCAACGCCGCCACCAGCACGUCCUUUCCCGCGCCGGAGGUCCCGCUCGCCUGCCACAGCGGUGCGGCGCAAGCUCCCCCAAGCGUUUCUCAAGUGACGAGAAGAAGAAAGAGGGGGAGAAGGAGGUUGGCGUCAGUGGGUCCCGCGGACCAAUCAGCUAGAGAGCUGAGUGAUGUCUCGCAAGCGAUGAGGUCUUUCUUUCACCCUUUCCUCUCUCCUGCAUUGGAUUGGAAACCGGCUGAGGACGCCGUAGCGAUUAGGGAGUGCUAGUAUUGUACGUGUAAUGGUUGGAGAGUGCUUGACAGCCUCAUGAGAUCGGAUCGGAGGCCAUCAUUCCACGCACUGGUGAUGAAAAGCUCGCUUGGUGCCCCUAGCUAGCUAGUGGCGAAGCAAGGAAGCUAGCCAGCCAAGAUCCUGCUUGUGAGAAAAAAAAGGGAGUAGAUCCAGUAAUUUUAAGAAUCUGGUCAACAUACCUACGGCAAGAUGGCUGAUAUUGUAAUCCGCGACCUGGAGAGGGUAGUCAAAGUCGCACUUGCGAUCAAGAAGGCCGUGGAAACAGCUAAGCAGAACAAGGAGGAUUGCGUUAAGAUCGGUGAGCGUGCAGCUGAGGUCAGUACUCAUAUGAAGCGGCUGAAGGAGAAUACAAAAGCAAUGGAGGACCCUUUGAUGAGCGAUACGCUCAAGAGUAUGGAAGAGACACUCCAACGCGCUCUUAAGCUCGUCAACGAGUGCCAGAGGAAGCACGUCGUGCUCCAUUACUUAAAUGCCGGCGGCAUGUCCAAGAAGCUGCGCCAGGUGCAGGAGGAUAUAUCAUAUAAAUUGUGGAAUGGGGUCUUGGCCACCGUUGUCGACACAAGGAUUGCUUUGGAAAAGCAGAUCCAAUCUGCUAUUGAUGCCCCUCUGCACCAACACCAACAGCGUGCAGGGCAGGUGGAAACCUCACAAAGUAGUCAUUCAAGAACUGAUCAAGCUAGCGAGAAAGGAAAGGCCAUGUUAGCAAGAGUAAAAAGGGAGCAGUCUGAACUUUUGUCUGGUGUUCCUCAGUUCAGUUUGUCUCAACUGAACGCUGCUACAAACGAAUUUUCAGAGGGCUGUGUGGUUGAAAGAGGCUACUACAAGGGAGUAUUACACGACGGACUAGAUGUUGCCAUCAAGAAGUUAGCAGUCUCUGAUGAUACUCAAGAGAGGCGCCUGCAACUUGAGCUUAAUAUUCGUGCAAAGCUUGAACAUGGAAACAUACUUAAACUUCUGGGAUAUUGCCUCGAUGCCCAAGAAAAAGAAAAGCUAUACUUUCUGGUCGAAGAAUACAUACCGAAUGUUGAAAGCUUGGAGAAAUUUAUUAAUGUCUCUCGACUCGAUUGGUCCUCGUGUUUCAAGAUAAUUCAGGGGAUAGCAAAGGGCUUACAUUGCUUACAUAAGCAUCAUAUUCUCUAUAUGGAUUUGAAUCCAGCCAACAUCCUCGUCCGUUCAGAUAUGAAUCCUGUGGUCAUCAAUUUUGGAUCAUCAAUAGUGCUGGAUCGUGAUGAUGAUAAGGUCACCGGGGAUGCCGUAGCAGGCACACUGGGUUAUGUCGCUCCAGAAAAACUUAUGGAAGCUUAUGCAUCAAUGAUGUCUGAUGUGUUCUCUUUUGGAAUCAUCAUCAUUGAGAUCAUUACCGGCAGGAGAGCUUCACCUUUCGUUGAUUUACCGGAAUGGGGUUCAGUUGAUGAGAUGAUUACAUCAGCGAAAGGGUUAUUUGAUCCGGCGCUAGCUAACGAGUCUCAGCUGAUGAAGAUUAAUAGGUGCAGAGAGGUCGGACUGAAGUGCAUUGAGCGGGAUCCGAAACGUCGGCCUACCAUGGGAAAUGUCCUUGAGAUGCUAAGUAGCUAGAGUGACAGGCACCGAUUUGAGGUGUUCUCGGUUAGGAGUGGAUUGAAGCGGAUUAGAGAUAAUCAAAUCUCUUGCUAGUCAAAACUGAAUAGAAAUGGGUUUACUUUCCCUCAAUCCCCUCCUACCUAUGCAACCAAACAAGGCCUUAUGGGUUUCAACAAUUUGGUUUGAUGUAUUGUCACAAAUUGAUCAUUUGUAACAUUCAAGAUUUAUGCGCAAAUGUAUUGGCGUGUGGAUUAGAGAGUUUCUAUCUUAUAGGCUGGCUCUUGAAUGAUAUGGCAAACAUAAGCUAGCAAACCAGUUCAACUACUGAGGGUGCACAUGAACCUCGUGUUUACUAGCAUUUUUUUUUCGUAUGCUAUUUCCUAGUUCAAGUUUGCAUCUCAAACCUUUUUCAUGUAUGUACAUGUAUUGUAAAUGUGUCAAGUGUUAAUUUUAUUGAAACAAUUGAAAUGUGUAUUUUUUAAUUA